AUGUCGUCUUUCUUCACAGUCCCCGGCGCCAACAAGAAGCGGAAAAGGACAGACGCCCCCGCGGCCCCCAAGAAGCGAAUUGCCGCCUCCAAGACCUCCAACAGAGCCCCUCCGAAAUCGUCUGCGGCGGCCAAAGGCAGCAGCAAAGGCAAGAGACCAGCGGCACCGGCAGCACCCGCCUCCAAGAAGCGAAGUGAGCGCGACGACGACGACGAAUCGAUCUCGGGCAGCGAUUCGGACGAUGAGGGCAUAGUCUCCGCCGCGGAGGAGAGCGACAAUGGCUCGUCAGAGGACGACGGUGUCGCGGGCGAGACGGCCGCCGAGCGCCGCCUGCGGCUCGCGGAGCGGUACCUCGAGAACGUCAAGCAGCAAGUAGACGAGGUGGGCUUCGAUGCCGCGGAAAUCGACCGCGACCUGAUCAACGAGCGGUUACAAGAGGACGUGGCCGAGUCCAAGGGAAAAGUCUACCGCACCCUCGUCGACGAGCUCGCCUUCGACCGUGCGACCUCGUCCUUCUUCCGCAAUAACACCGAGACCUUCACCUCCGUCGCCUUCCCGCAGACGACCAAGAAGAAACCCAAGAAGCCGCCUGCCCCGCCGCGCAAGAAGCCCGAGUUGGAGAACUGGCUGAGGGGCAACCUGCACAACGCAACAAAAAAGUCGUUCCAGCGCCACGUCGAGAAGAUUUUGUGUGUUGCCGCAUCGCCGGACGGGAAGUACGUCGUCACGGGCGGCGAGGACCGCAGACUCAUCAUCUACGACGCCGAGACCCUCAAGCCCAUCCGCGUCUUCACCCACCACCGCGACGCCGUCACCGGCCUCGCCUUCCGCCGCGGCACGAACCAGCUCUACUCCUGCUCAAAGGACCGCACGGUUAAGGUCUGGAGCUUGGACGAGCUUGCCUACGUCGAGACCCUUUUUGGCCACCAAGACGAGAUCGUCGACAUCGACGCCCUUGCCCAGGAGCGCUGCGUCAGUGUAGGCGCGCGUGACCGGACAGCACGUCUGUGGAAGGUUGCCGAGGAGACACAGCUCGUCUUCCGCGGCGGCGCCGUUGACAAGAAGUCCCGUCCGGACGUUGACCCGCGCUCGCUUCCUCACGAGGGCAGUAUGGACCGCGUUGCCAUGAUCGACGAUGAGCUCUUCGUCACGGGCAGCGACAACGGCUCCCUCGCUCUCUGGAGCGUCACAAAAAAGAAGCCCCUCCACAUCUAUCCCAUGGCCCAUGGCCUGGAAGAAGCUCUUCGCCCGGACGAGGCGUCGGCGGACCACAACCCAGACCCGAGCGUCGUGCCGCCGCCGCAGCCGCGGUGGAUCACGGCGCUCAAGACCAUCCCCUACUCAGACGUCAUCCUCAGUGGAAGCUGGGAUGGUUGCAUAAGAGUAUGGCGUCUAAGCGAGGACAAGAGAAAGAUUGAAGUGGCAGGUGUUCUCACAUCAGAGGCCGAGCAGGCCUCGAAGGCCGCCAAGGGCAAGUCACAAGAUGCCGCUGGCGGCUUGAAGGGGGUGAUCAACGAUAUUGCCAUCUUUGAACGCGGUGACCGCGGGCAAGACGGCGUUUGCGUCGUAGCGGCGGUGGGCAAGGAACAUAGGCUAGGCAGGUGGCAGAUGCGCAAGGGCAAGGGCAAGAACGGCGGGUAUGUGUUCGAGGUGCCCAAGGUGUUGAAAAAGCCGGAAGUGAACGGCAACCAUAAUGAUGCAUCGAUUUCGGAAAGCGAGUAA
Colletotrichum spaethianum is the source of this 1722-nucleotide messenger RNA. RefSeq names its product putative WD repeat-containing protein. The record is from RefSeq and is a predicted model, not a curated record. Gene Ontology annotation, cellular component: small-subunit processome. The transcript is spliced from 2 exons. Gene Ontology annotation, molecular function: snoRNA binding; protein binding. The coding region runs from base 1 to 1722 and encodes 573 amino acids. NCBI's taxonomy places the organism in Eukaryota, Fungi, Ascomycota, Sordariomycetes, Glomerellales, Glomerellaceae.